AUGCAUAAAGAUUUCAUUUAAAUUACUUAAAUAAGAUUUUACUAUUACAAAUUAUUUAAAAAUUAAAUUUCUAAGAUUAAUCGUUUAGAGCCAUGGCUAUAAAUUAAGAAAAUAAUUUUAUAUUAUUAGGCUAUAAAUGUUCUAUAAGAAAGAUUUUCAUUUAAAAAUGGAGUUCUUGAUAAAGCAAAUUUUAUCAUUAACCAUUCAGAUUAUUGGUCUACUUUAAAUAAACUAAAACAAAAAUCAUAUAACAUAUCAGAAUCUAAUGAUGCAAAUAUUGUGAUCGCAUGUAUUAAUAUGAUAGCUAAUCCAUAAUAUAUCAAAAAAUUAAAAGGACACACAGAUCGUAUUAACUGUAUUGUACUUCCUUCUGUUAAUGAAGAAAUAGUUGUAUCAAGUAAUCAAAGAUUGCACAUUAAAAUUGUCUAUAAAUAGAUAAGGUAAUAAAUAAAUUAUUAUCUCUUGGAAUUGAUAAAAUAAUUUUAAUUAUGA
Molecule: messenger RNA, 492 nt
Organism: Paramecium sonneborni
Lineage: Eukaryota; Ciliophora; Oligohymenophorea; Peniculida; Parameciidae
Source: the annotation of a GenBank genome assembly